CCGCUGUCAGGGCUCGGCUCGGCGACAGUAUGGCGGCGAGCUGCUGCUGGAAGGAUGCUGCUGUCGCCCCUGCGCUUUCAGCUGCCUCCGGCAUGUGAACGGACCCCCGGCAGCGCGCGGAGAGUCGACGACGAGGCAGGCCCGUGGCCGUGAACAGCGAGGAUGACCAGACUCGCGGAUUAUUUUCUGCUGGUGGGCUACGAUCUCGACAAGAGAGGGGGGAGUGAGGGUCAAGGUCGGAUUCUCCAGCGAUUCCCAGAGAAAGAUUGGGAGGACAACCCCUUCCCACAGGGCAUUGAGCUGUUCUGUCAGCCCAGCGGAUGGCAGUUGGUUCCAGAAAGGCUACCUGCCUCCUUCUUCGUUGCCGUUCUCACAGACAUCAACUCAGAGCGCCAUUAUUGUGCCUGUUUCACCUUCUGGGAGAGUGUAGAGAAUCCUCAGCUACAGAAGGAAGAGCCCAGCGAAGCCGACGAGGAUGAGACCCUGGUGCUUUCCCAGCCAGAGCAGCUCUACGCCCCCAAGAGCUUGGUGCUGGUGUCCCGCCUGGACCACACAGAGGUGUUUAGAAAUUGCCUGGGACUUAUCUACACUGUGCACGUGGACAGCCUUAAUGUUCCACUGGAAACAGUCAUCGGGAACCUCCUGACCUGCGUCAUUCCCAUCGCUGGAGGCUCUCAGAUAAAUGAUCCCUCAGUCUGUAGUUUAUCUGACUGGCUUCUGGGUUGUUUCCAGCCAGGCCAGGAGGACAGUGAGGAGAGCUUGAGGACCAUCACCUUAGGGGCAGGAGAUAGGCAGGUCAUCCAGACACCCAUCAACGACUCGCUCCCUGUGAGUGGAUGCAGUGUGGCCCAGCUCUUCAGGCAGCUUGGCAUUGUGAAUGUUCUGUAUCUGUUCUGUGCUGCGCUGACGGAGCACAAGAUCCUCUUCCUCUCUAAGAGCUACCAGCGGCUCACCGACGCCUGCAGAGCCCUGCUGGCCAUCAUGUUCCCACUCAAAUACAGUUUUACCUAUGUCCCCAUUCUGCCUGGAAAGCUGCUGGAGGUUCUCAGCACCCCAACGCCCUUCAUCAUCGGGGUCAACUCUUUCUUUCGCUCUGAGACACAGGAACUGUUGGAUGUGAUCAUUGCAGAUUUGGACGGAGGCACCGUGACGAUCCCAGAAUGCGUACACAUAUCUCUGCUGCCUGAGCCUCUUCUGCAGCACACACAGACGGCCCUCUCCAUGGUCUUGGAUCCAGAACUAGAGGUGGCAGACCAGGCCUUUCCCCCUUCAUCCACACAGCCCUCUGCUCUGAAGAUCCAGGACAAGGAGAUCCGUGCCGUGUUCCUGUGGCUUUUUGCUCAGCUCUUCCAGGGCUACCGCUGGUGUCUGCAUAUCAUACGCAUCCACCCGGAGCCCGUCAUCCGCUUCCAUAAGGCUGCUUUUUUGGGCCAGCGCGCACUUUCUGAGGAUGACUUCCUGAUGAAGGUGCUGGACGGCAUGGCGUUCGCAGGUUUUGUGUCGGAGAGGGGUCCGCCCUACAGGUCCACAGACCUGUUUGAUGAUCUCAUUGCCAACGAGGUGGAGCGGAUCCGGCAGGAGCACGGCGAUGCCCACAAAGUGAUGGAACACAUAAAAGAACUGGCUGAACAUCUCUUCAAAAACGAGAAUCCGUAUCCGGCUGUAGCCAUGCACAAAGUGCAGCGGCCGUCAGACAACGCAGUGUCCCGGCCUCAUGGCACCCAGGCCUCCUUUCCACAGCUGGAUGAAGUGGCGGUCCAGCUGUUCGUUGACCACGCUGCCGCCAAGCUUAGAACAGCCCCACCUGUGGUCAAGUCUGAACUGAAGGAGAUGGUGCCCUCCGGACCUCCACUGGUGGACAUGGUGGACAAGAAUGGCAGUGUCCUGGCUAACAGUGCCCGGAGACUGGAGGUGGUCAGGAAUUGUAUCAAUUACAUCUUCGACAACAAAAUGCUGGAGGCCAAGAAGUUGAUGCCAGCAGUGCUGCGGGCGCUGAAAGGACGAGCAGCUCGUGUGUGUUUAACUCAGGAGCUGAACCAGCAUGUGCUGCAGAACAGAGCUGUGCUGGAUGACCAGCAGUUCGACUACAUCGUCCGCAUGAUGAACUGCACUCUACAGGACUGCUCUCACAUGGACGAGCAUGGCAUUGCAGCAGCUCUACUACCCCUGGUCACCGCCUUCUGCCGGAAACUGGGAGGAGGGAUCACUCAGUUUGCCUACAGCUGUGUACAGGAGCAUAUGGUGUGGACCAAUAUGCAGUUUUGGGAAGCUAUGUUCUACAGUGACGUGCAGAAUCACAUACGGGCACUCUACCUGGAAACGGAAGACGGCGGCACACAGAGCCCUGACGAGGAGGGGACGAGUGGGCCAGAGCAGGUGAGUGCGCUGGAGCUGGCGUCGGAACAGACCCGACUGUGGCCCACGUUAACUAAGGAGAGCCAGCAGGAGCGUGUGCAGAAGGAGGAGAGCACAGUCUUCAGCCAGGCCAUUCACUACGCCAACCGCAUGAGCUACCUGCUGCUACCGCUCGACACCAGCAAGAACCGGCUGCUCCGCACCACCGGCCUGGCCGAGGUGGAGAGCGUCAGCAACAGCUACGUCACCAACAGCAUUGCAGGCAGCAUGGCAGAGAGUUACGACACUGAGAGUGGCUUCGAGGACGCAGAGAGCUCAGACGUAGCAAACUCUGUGGUUCGCUUCAUCAACCGCUUCGUAGACAAAGUGUGUAAUGAAAGUGGAGUAACCAACGAUCACCUCAAAGCCCUUCACACCAUGAUACCAGAUAUUGUUCAGAUGCACAUCGAGACGUUGGACGCAGUCCACAGGGAGAGCAAGCGACUGCCUCCCAUCCAAAAGCCCAAGCUCCUGAGGCCCACGCUGUUGUCAGGAGAGGAGUUUGUGAUGGACGGGAUGAGGGUUCACCUCCUGUCGGACGGCCGAGAGGAGGCCACGGGUGUGAUGGGCGGACCACCCCUUCUGCCCGCAGAGGGAGCCGUUUUUCUCACCACAUACCGGAUCAUCUUUAAGGGCACGCCCACCGACCCUUUGGUGGGAGAACAGGUGGUGACACGCUCCUUCCCCAUCGCCUCUCUCACUAAAGAGAAGAAGAUUUCAGUUUCUGUCCCCAUGGACCAGUUCAUCCAGGAAGGCCUUCAGUUACGCUCCUGUACCUUCCAGCUGAUGAAGAUAGCGUUUGAUGAAGAGGUGGCUUCAGACCUGGCUGAGGUGUUUAGGAAACACAUGCACAAACUCCGAUACCCUCAGCACGUACAGGGCACCUUCGCCUUCACCGUGGGUCAGUCGGCCAAGCUGGUGGUGGAGCACAAGACCAAGGACAAGAACCAAUCUCUAAAAACGCUCUCCAAAAACCUGGUGAAGACCGCGAAGCGGACCAUUGGGCGGCAGUAUGUCACCCGGAAGAAGUACACUCCUCCUACUUGGGAGAACCGGAGCAGCAUGCAGUCUGAAAUGGAUGAAGAUGAGAUCUCAGUGUCUGAAGAACUGGAGCAGAGUGCUCACACACUUUCCUCCACCAUCCGAUCAUCUGACCGCCAAACCAUGAGCAACGUGGUGGAGCGGGCCUGUUGCCGUGACUACCAGCGGCUGGGCCUGGGCACGCUCAGUAACAGUCUGACGCGCUCCAAGAACGAACCCUUCCGCAUCUCCACGGUUAACCGCAUGUACACCGUCUGCAGGAGUUACCCGGGUCUGCUGAUUGUGCCACAGAGUAUUCCAGACGCCACCAUCCAGCGUAUCUGCCGCUGCUACCGGCAGAACCGCUUUCCUGUGGUGUGCUGGAGGAACUCACGCACAAAAGCUGUGCUGCUGCGCUCCGCUGGCCUGCACGCCAAGGGAGUGGUGGGCUUCUUCAAGUCCCCCAAUGCCCCUACCGCAGGUCCGUCCCAGGCUGACUCCACAAGUCUGGAGCAGGAGAAGUACCUGCAGGCCAUCAUCAGCUCCAUGCCCUCCUACAGCGAGGCCAGUGGCAGAAACACCCUGAGUGGCUUCACGUCCACACACAUGAGCGCCUCAGACUCAUCAGACAAACUAAGGCAGCCUAAAAUUGGAGCUCUAAUGAAGCAAGUAAUGGGCACUAAAGAGGAUGUACCUGGAACCUUCAGUCGAGGAGCGCUGGGUCAGAGGGCAAGGGUCAUCUCCCUCUCUCAGCCUAAAGUUUCAGGCAAGGCCCGCAGCUCACCCAGAGGGAAGUGGGGCAGCAUUCGGGGCAGUGGGCGUCUCAGUGCCUACAAUCCAGAUGUAGGCAACCGGCUGGCAGGAAAAGAGUCCCCCCAAGCCAACGGGGGUCCGGCUGAACCCUACUUCCUCCGGCAGCAGCGUGCAUACCUCUACAUCAUCGGAGACAAGUCACAGCUCAAGGGAGGAAAGCAGGACUCAUUCCAGCAGUGGGAGGUGGUGCCUAUUGAAGUGUGUGAUGUGCGGCAGGUGAAGAACAGCUUUAAGAAGUUGAUGAAGGCCUGUGUACCUUCCUCUCCCUCCGCUGAACCCAACAUGUCAUUCCACCGCUGCCUGGAGGAGUCUGAGUGGAUGAACCUGCUACACAGGGUUCUGCAGGUCUCUGUUCUGGUGGUGGAGCUGUUGGACAGUGGGUCCUCAGUUAUGGUCAGCCUGGAGGAUGGUUGGGAUGUCACAACGCAGGUGGUGUCGCUGGUGCAGCUGCUGUCAGACCCGUACUAUCGGACGUUCGACGGCUUCCGGCUGCUGGUGGAGAAAGAGUGGCUCUCCUUUGGCCAUCGCUUCAGUCACCGCGGUGCCCAGACGCUCACCAGCCAAAGCAGCGGCUUCACACCCGUCUUCCUCCAGUUCCUAGACUGCGUGCACCAGAUCCAUCUUCAGUUCCCUAUGGAGUUCGAGUUCAGCCAGUACUACCUGAAGUUCCUGGCCUAUCAUUAUGUGUCCAACCGCUUCCGGACGUUCCUGCUGGACUCUGACUAUGAACGCAUUGAGCUGGGGGUCCUGUAUGAGGAGAAGGGAGACAGGAGAACCCCUCAGGUCUGCAAGUCUGUGUGGGAUUAUAUCGACCGCCUGCACAAAAAGACCCCCAUCUUCUACAACUACAUGUUCUCACCAGAGGAGGAGGAGGUUCUAAAACCCUACAGCUUCGUCUCCAAUCUGAAGGUGUGGGACUUCUACACGGAAGAGACGCUGUCAGAGGGGCCGUCCUUCGACUGGGAGCUGGUGCGGGGACGGCCUGAGGGGCCCACAGAAGAAGCAGCAGCUGACAGACCUGAGACGGGAGCAGCCCCCAAAUCACAGCGGCGUGCGGUCUGGCCGUGCUACGACAGCCUGAGUAAAGUUCUUCCAGACGCCAUCACUAAACUGCUGCAGGAUGUUCAGACCCUUGAGGCCGAGCUGGGACACGUCUCCGACAAGUGGAAGGACACCUGGGACAAGAUCAAGAUGACCCAGCGCACUGAGACCAAACUGGAGAGCCGGCACUCCUUCUCCAGCUCUCUCCUGAUGUCGUCCAACCUGAUCCACCAGAGGCGCUCUCAGGGCAUGUACCUGCAGGAAAGCGGCGUGGGCUCCUCCAUUAAUCUAGCUCUGGACUGUGAGGCCAAUGCCACCUCCACGCCUGCAGCCGGCCGACCCAGUACCAGCACGCUCUACUCCCAGUUCCAGAGCACGGAGAGCGAGAACAGGAGCUUUGAGGGAAUCUUAUACAAGAAAGGAGCGCUGCUGAAACCUUGGAAACCACGUUGGUUUGUGUUGGACAAGACCAAACACCAGUUGAGAUACUACGACACGAGGCAGGAUAAAGAAUGCAAGGGUGUCAUCGAGCUGGCUGAGGUGGAAUCUGUCAUUCCAGGCACGCCCACAAUGGGAGCCCCUAAAAACAUAGAGGAGAAAGCCUUCUUUGAUCUGAAAACGACCAAACGAGUGUACAACUUUUGUGCGCAGGACAGCCAGAACGCACAGCUGUGGAUGGACAGUAUUCAGAGUUGCCUAUCAGACGCGUAGAGAGAGAAGCAGAGGAGGAACUUUUGAGAGACUUUAUUAAUAUUGAAAGGAAAUCUGCUGGGCUCCUGAUGGACAUGGCUCUCAGCCAAUGACAGAGCUCCCCCAGCAGAGAGGGAGAAUGAGUGUGGGCCUCCGUUCUGUGUUGGCGGUAUUGAUCUUUGGAAGAAAAAAAAUGUUGCACCUCACCACAUUUCAGUGUUUUUGUUUUAAAAAAAAGUUUAAAAAAGGAAGAAAAAAUAUCUAAGAAUCCCUUCAGAGACAUUCGUUAGUAGUCUAACCACUAUUCAGCUCCGUCUGUUGUGCUCUGUGGAUACGAGGCAUGAUGUCGCCCUUUGUUGGGUCUUGUGGAUCUGCGUCUUACAACUUUUAACUUACAAGUCAAAGUUAAACGCGAGGCACCGGCAUGUCCAGCUACGGCUAAGCUCCCUGCCACCUUCCCUUCCCUUCCCUUCUUUAACAUACUGCCAACUAUAUGAAUGCUAUGCAGGGGCCUGAAGCUGCCCAUUAAACAGCCACAGCCACAGCCAAGCAUCUGCCUGCCCUUACUAAAGUUCCCUUACAGUCUUACAGUCUUACAGGCUCAGCUCUACACUGUCACCAAGUCACUACUUUUGGUUUUGCUGGUCAGCUUUGUGAGCUACAUACAGAACAUCUUCAAUCAGGCCAUUAUUUAGCUUAUUUAGCACAUGCCCACUGCCCUGCCAGCUAAUCGGCUGGUAUAAUGGUUUAAUUCUCCACUCUGUAACUGGUUCACACACAGGCCGUAUGCUUGUCAAAACAAAAAGCACGCAGGCUUUCCUUUCAACGGUUCAUGAAGGAUCUUUUUUUUUUUUUUUUUUUUUGUCAUAACUUUUUUUUUUAACAGUUUACUGAUUUCAUGUACAGUGAAAAAUGAAAAUAAUAUCAAUCCUUGCCGUUCCAAUUUGCCGACAUAAUGUAUGCUAUAGUAUUUCAUUUAUCCUCUCAGAUCAGUUAAGCAGAAUGCCAGCCGGAGAUUACGUUCUCAUUUUAGCCUGUUUACAUGCAAAACUGUACAAAAUUCUUAAAUAUUUUCUGUUUCUCAAACACCAACGAUCAGAACCACUGUUCACUUUGAGAAUUUAAGGGAUGCUGAAGGAAAAGGAGGGAUUUAUUUUGUUGUGAUGAUUAAAUUAUGCACAGAAAAUGAGAUGAACGUGAGAUUUAGGAGGAGUAAAAAAAAAAAGAAAGAAAGAGAUGCAUAUAUAAACAGGGGGAGAUGGAUAUAGGGAUGUCGGGAGCCUCUCUGUUUCAACACGUCUGUUUACACUGGUCAGGGACUGGCAACCUGGCUGUCUUGACAAUUGAGCCUCGUAUAUCCAUAUUUAUAUAUAUAUUGUAUUUGCAAAAAUGAAGUACUGUAUUCUUCGCACUAUAUGGCGCACUGUCAGUGAACGUCUAUUUUCUGGUGUGGUCUUAUUUUCAUUCAUAAGACACACUGGCUUAUAAGGUGCAUUGUAAGAGACACUAUAAGGAACUUCUAAUUCAGCAGGUCUCACCACUGGGUAGUGGUUGUGGGGGGGUAGCUAACUAAGUUAAGUAAAGCUAAGCUUAUUAAACAAAACUGUAAUAAAAAAAGUUUAAAAGCUUUCUUUUAAAGUCAAACGAGCGAUUGAUGUUAGUCUACACAUUUCUUGAAAACUGUUUAUUUGGGUGAGUAAAGCGUUUCUGUUUAUUUAGAGUAAGCUAAGCUUCACAAAUUGCUCCAGCACUAAGGCUGAAGCAUUAGCGUUAGCGGCUAACUGCUAGCGGGACGUAAAUGACACCCGACAGCACUACUCUAAGGAACCCUGAGUGUUCUGGCAAGCCAAGGCGACAUUAGCUACCAGUUCGUCCCAUGUAUCUUGUUUUAACAGAGGAGACACACAGACUGCAGUCCGAUAUACUAGCCUCUAAUCGGCAAAUGAGCUAGCUCUAAGCACGCUUAGCGGGUAAUGCUAAUACUGUUCCAGCAGUGCUAGCCGGGGUUUAGUAGCUGGCUACAGGCUGAUAAUACUCACCGUUGAACGAGGAAAUAACUCCUGCAUAAUGCUGUCAUUCAGUGGAGUGGCUUUACUGCUUCGUACAACCUGACUGGUAAAAUUAAUACAUAAAGUGCACCAGAUUUUAAGGCAAACUUUUGAUUUUUGGGGAAAAUUAAAGGAUUUUAAGUGCGUCCUAUAGUGCAAAGAAAUACGGUAGUUCAGAUAAUCAUUCUGAUGGUUUCAUUUUAAAUUGGUUUACAAUUUUCUGGCCUUUCCAUUUCUUUCCACGUCUAUUUAUCUACUUUUUUAGUGCAUCCUCAAUUAAUGUCUCAAUCAAUUUCUCAUCAAAAGUAUAACCUUGCUAAGCUUGUAUCCGUGGAUGUUUGGAUGAAGCUCAGUGUCCAGUACAGCCAGUCUGCGGUCACCAGGCCCCAUCAUUGUCAGAAGCAGUGUUUUAGCUAGAGUCUGUUACCUUCUGUUUUGAAUCCUGUACAUAGAGGAGUUAUAUCAUUCCUUUUAUUCCUUUAGAGAGAAAAAAGAGAGAGAGAGAGAGUCUAUUUAGCUGGACUUUAGCUGGUAAAGAUGCAUCGAUGCAAAGAAUGGUCAUUGUUACCCCCUGUUUAUUUUUUAUUACCACCCCCCCCCACCCCCCUCAACCUGCUUUGUGAUUCUGGAUACAAAAACUAACACAAAUAUACAUAUAUAAAUAUAUACACACACACAUGCAUACACACACUGUAAAAUAGGGUAAUACCGCUGUCUUGUUGAACAUAAAAUUUGAAUUGUAGAUUUUUUUUUUUGUUCUGAUAACUCCCUUUUGUAUAUAAUAUUCAGAUUUAUAUGUUUGUUAGUAAUUUAUUUAACUUUGUCUCCCGAAUAUGACAGUCCUCAAAGCACCACUUAACUUUUUUCGAUUAGUAAUUCCAAUAUGUGCCAUUGUUUUGUUUUUUUUGUUUUGUUUUCUGCAUUAACGUGACUAAUGACUUAUGAUUUUUUUUCUUGGGGGGAAAAUUUCAGAUAUGACUCAAAUAAAUCCUCAAUGCUCAUUUUUUCUAACAUGGUUGUCCUCUCCCAGUACGAGUCUCUUGAGUUGUGGAGGAGUAUACUGUCUGGCGUGAGAAUAAUCAGAGCAGAUGUUUUUUUUGCUCUUGGAGAGCCCAUUCACUCACACUCGCACUCAAACAGCAGAUCUAUCACUGCUAUAGAUGAUAAUCCAGCUUUCAGAAUAUUCUUCAGAGCAAAACUGUAACCUUUUUAUUAUUUAUUUUUAUGUUCCCCUUUUUUUAAUAGAUUUUUUUCUGAGCCGGGUUCUGUUGUCAUUCGUGUAAUAUAUUUUUUAGGAUUAAAAGAAAAACACUGUGGGUUU
Messenger RNA from Astyanax mexicanus (Mexican tetra), 9327 nucleotides. It is a transcript of the gene sbf1, whose product is annotated as SET binding factor 1. NCBI's taxonomy places the organism in Eukaryota, Metazoa, Chordata, Actinopteri, Characiformes, Acestrorhamphidae. The transcript has 44 exons. The coding region runs from base 163 to 5979 and encodes 1938 amino acids. The record is from RefSeq and is a predicted model, not a curated record.